This is a messenger RNA of Colossoma macropomum (tambaqui), 2058 nucleotides long. RefSeq names its product E3 ubiquitin/ISG15 ligase TRIM25-like. Gene Ontology annotation, molecular function: zinc ion binding; protein binding. The record is from RefSeq and is a predicted model, not a curated record. NCBI's taxonomy places the organism in Eukaryota, Metazoa, Chordata, Actinopteri, Characiformes, Serrasalmidae. Bases 61 to 2058 code for a protein of 665 amino acids. The transcript is spliced from 7 exons.
AGAAACGAAAGUAAAGUCUCUCUUUCUCUGCUCGCUCUGUUCGUCUCUGUGUGCAGUAAAAUGGCAGAAGCUGCUCUAAAAACUCUGGACUCUUUCAACUGUCCGAUCUGUCUGGAUCUACUGAAGGAUCCAGUGACUAUUCCCUGUGGACACAGCUUCUGUCUGGACUGUAUUAAGGUCUACUGGGGUCAGGGUGAUCAGAGGGGGGUCUACAGCUGCCCCCAGUGCAGACACAGCUUCACUCCAAGGCCUGUUCUCAACAAGAACACCAUGCUGGCUGAACUAGCUGAGGGUCUGAGGAAGACGAGGCUCCAAGCUGCUCCUCCUGCCGGAUCUCCUGCUGGAUCUGGAGAUGUGGAGUGUGACGUCUGCACUGGAUCAAAACUCAAAGCUGUUAAGUCCUGUCUGGUGUGUCUGGCUUCUUACUGUGAAGCUCAUAUUCAGCCUCAUUAUGAAUCUCCUGCGUUAAAGAAGCACAAACUGGUUGAAGCCUCCAUGAAUCUGCAGGAGAAGAUCUGCUCUCUUCAUGAUAAGCUUCUAGAGGUUUUCUGUCGCACUGAUCAGCAGUGUAUUUGUCUGCUGUGUGUAAUGGAUGAACACAGUGGUCAUAAGACAGUUUCAGCUGCAGCAGAAAGAUCUGAGAAACAGAAGCAGCUGGUGGAGAAUCAGAGGAAAUUCCAGCAGAGAAUCCAGCAGACGGAGAAUAAACUGCAGGAGCUGAGACAGGCUAUGGAGAGUCUCAGGCGCUCUGCACAGGCAGCAGUGGAGGACAGUGAGAAGAUCUUUACUGAACUGAUUGAGUCCAUCGAGAGACGACGCUCUGAGGUGAAAGAGCUGAUCAGAGCUCAGGAGAAGACUGAACUGAGUCAGGCUGAAGAGCUCCUGAAGAAACUGGAGCAGGAGAUUGCUGAUCUGAGGAGGAGAGACGCUGAGCUGGAGCAGCUUUCACACUCAGAGGAUCACAUCCAUUUCCUCCAGAGUUUCCAGUCUCUCUCUGCUCCUCCUCAACCUGCACACUUACCCCGUAUCACAAUCAGUCCACAGUUCUCCAUGGAGGAACUGAAGAAAGCUGUGACUGGAGUGAUGGAACGAGUGAAACCAGAAAUAGUCAAGUUCUCUGGAGGGAUUGUAUCUUCAUUCAUGACGCCUGCUACUUGGCAGAAACCACAUGAAAUCCAUCAGUUACCUGAACCAAAGACCAGAGAGGACUUCCUGAAAUAUUCCUGUCAGCUCACUCUGGAUCCAAACACAGUACACAGUCUGCUCGCUCUGUCUGAGAGGAACAGAAAAGUAACAGUGAUGUGGGAGAUCCAAAAACAUCCUGAUCAUCCAGAGAGAUUUGAUGGAGUGCAGCAAGUUCUCUGUAGAGAGAGUCUGACUGGACGCUGUUACUGGGAGGUCGAGUUUAGCAAGAAUAAUGUUGAUAUUGCAGUGUCUUAUAAAGGCAUCAGCAGGAAAGGUAUUGAGUCUGAAUUUGGCUCUAAUGAUCAGUCGUGGAGUCUGUUCUGCUCCGACUCAAGAUUCUUUUUCAGUCACAAUAAUAAAGAGUCUGAUCUCUCUGUGAACUCCAGCUCCUCCAGAAUAGGAGUGUAUGUGGAUCACAGUGCAGGAAUUCUGUCCUUCUACAGCAUCUCUGACACAAUGACCCUCCUCCACAGAGUCCACACCACAUUCACUCAGCCCCUCUAUCCCGGAUUUGCGGUUUUUCGUUAUGGUCAUUAUCUUCAGAUCUGCAUCAGCAGGAAAGAAGGAUAUAAUGAGUCUGGAUUUGGGUGUAAUGAUCAGUCCUGGAGUCUGAUCUGCUCCGGCUCCAGAUUCUCUUUCAGACAUGAUAGUGAAAAGUCUGAACUCCCUGUAAACUCCAGCUCCUCCAGAAUAGGAGUGUAUGUGGAUCACAGUGCAGGAAUUCUGUCCUUCUACAGCAUCUCUGACACAAUGACCCUCCUCCACAGAGUCCACACCACAUUCACUCAGCCCCUCUAUCCCGGAUUUGCGGUUUAUAUUUAUGAUAAUGUUCUUCAGAUCUGUGAUCUUAAUCAAAAUGUUAAUAAAGGCUGA